Molecule: messenger RNA, 3626 nt
Organism: Puntigrus tetrazona (Sumatra barb)
Lineage: Eukaryota; Metazoa; Chordata; Actinopteri; Cypriniformes; Cyprinidae
Gene: ddx39b
Product: DEAD (Asp-Glu-Ala-Asp) box polypeptide 39B
Exons: 11
Coding region: 129-1436 (435 amino acids)
Biological process (GO): mRNA splicing, via spliceosome; mRNA export from nucleus
Molecular function (GO): ATP binding; RNA binding; RNA helicase activity
Source: RefSeq, a predicted model, not a curated record
AGAGUUCUUGUCGAUAUUCUGAGACGUCUCUUCUCAGGGCAGUUCUCGCAGUUGCACAUGUUGGGUCCUUCAUCGAAACAGUAGAUUCGUCGCGGAUUGAUGACGCCAUCGCCAGCCUAUCUAGCAGGAUGACGGAGAACGACGUUGAGAACGAGCUGUUGGACUAUGAGGAGGAUGAGGUUGAUGCGGGUGGUGUCGGGGACACAGCCCUUGGACACAACGAUGGCGGGAUAUCCAUCAGAAAAGAAGGGGUCAAAGGGUCGUACGUGUCCAUCCACUCCUCGGGAUUCAGGGAUUUCCUCCUCAAACCAGAACUGCUGAGAGCUAUAGUGGACUGCGGCUUUGAACAUCCAUCUGAAGUUCAGCAUGAAUGCAUUCCUCAGGCGAUCCUGGGGAUGGAUGUAUUAUGUCAGGCCAAAUCUGGAAUGGGGAAGACCGCCGUCUUUGUGCUGGCCACCCUUCAGCAGCUGGAGCCAGUGACCGGGCAGGUUUCAGUGUUGGUGAUGUGUCACACCCGAGAGCUGGCCUUCCAGAUCAGCAAAGAGUACGAGCGCUUCUCCAAAUACAUGCCCAGCGUCAAGGUGGCAGUGUUCUUUGGUGGUUUAUCUAUAAAGAAGGAUGAGGAGGUUCUGAAGAGAGAGAGCCCUCACGUGGUGGUGGGGACUCCUGGACGUAUUCUAGCUCUGUCUCGCAACAAGAGUCUUAACCUACGCCACAUCAAGCACUUCAUCCUGGACGAAUGCGACAAGAUGCUGGAGCAGCUUGACAUGCGGCGUGAUGUCCAGGAGAUCUUUCGCAUGACCCCUCACGAGAAGCAGGUCAUGAUGUUCAGUGCCACCCUGAGCAAAGAGAUUCGUCCCGUCUGCAGAAAGUUCAUGCAAGAUCCGAUGGAAAUUUUUGUGGACGACGAGACCAAGCUGACGCUUCACGGCCUCCAGCAGUACUACGUCAAGCUGAAGGACAACGAGAAGAACAGGAAGCUCUUUGACCUCCUGGAUGUGUUGGAGUUCAAUCAGGUGGUGAUCUUCGUCAAGUCCGUGCAGCGUUGUAUUGCUCUGGCUCAGUUGCUGGUGGAGCAAAAUUUCCCUGCCAUCGCCAUUCAUAGAGCAAUGCCUCAAGACGAAAGAUUAGCUCGAUAUCAGCAGUUCAAGGAUUUCCAGAGACGGAUCCUGGUGGCCACAAACCUGUUCGGCCGAGGUAUGGACAUCGAAAGAGUCAACAUCGCCUUCAACUACGACAUGCCUGAAGAUUCAGACACGUACCUGCACAGGGUUGCUAGAGCCGGCAGGUUUGGAACGAAAGGUCUGGCCAUCACUUUUGUGUCAGAUGAGACUGACGCCCGCACGUUGAACGAUGUUCAGGACAGGUUUGAGGUGAACAUCAGCGAACUUCCAGAGGAGAUUGACAUCUCUUCAUAUAUUGAACAAACGCGAUAAAGACGACAGAACGCAAAAGGCAGCAGUUUCUUCGGAGGAUGCAUGGCAUUGUAGCAACUGGUAGCAACAGAGAGUUUGUCACAUAGACUGUUAAUGGUGUUAGUGAACAGCUCAUAUCGCAGUGUUAUCCUAUAAUGUAGUGGAUUUCCUAAUACCUCCUCAGUGGUUCAGUUUGACUUUGCUUGUUGAAAGUAAAAAAACAACAUUAUUUUCAAUGUUAACAUUUUUCCUCCCAAUAUGAAUAAUUUGCUUGUGUUUUGAAUUUUGGUUAUUUACAAACGGAGAGGCAUAAUUUUGGUUUUCUGUUGUGAGAGGAGGCGUUUUCAUCACUCUAUUGUAACGGACCAUACAUUUGAUUUGCAUUGAUGUUAUAUUGUUUGAAAGUUAUUCAAUAUAUUAGCAGUAUAUGCUGAAUGCUUGUUACCAGUGAAGUAGGCAUCAACGAAAUGUGUUCAGUGUACGUUCAGACAAAUGGUCACUUUGUUUAAACUAAUUAAUGCUUGUUAAACCAAAUAAAGUACGUUUGUUUGAUUUACAAAAACACUUGAGCAUUUUCACACGUUUGUAAGACUUUUAAAUGCUACCUAAACGGUUCAAAUUCAAAAUGUAACAUCCCCUGUCCCCAGUUUCGCAGACUGUACUGAUGACAAACAUUACGCUGAAAAGAACAGCUCACUAGAUCUCACCAACUGUGCACAUGACGGAUUGGAACAAAGAAAAUAAAGGACGUCUAUGACCUUCAGAAUUCAUUUACACUCCAAAGGUGUCACAGAAGUGCUUCUGAAGUGGCAUUUAUAUUAAUGCUGCUUUGAGAUGGCAUGAAUGCAUUUACGCCACUAUUUCGAUUGUAUAUUGAUAUUAGGAAGUGAUGUGCGUCAGAGCAGAAAUAAUUUAGUCUGGCUUUUAUGCAUUUCUACAGUACACUGAAUUUUGGCCUAUUCAAGGCCUGUUUGCGCCAAGAACGAUAACUAGCAUCCAGUAACUAUAUUAGCAUCCAAAUCAGCAGACAAUAUAUAUAUCCGUUUAUUCGAUGCACUGCACACUCAUCUGCUUCUUUAAAUUCUCGAGCUCAUUAGCCUAUAGCAAGGUUGAUUCCGAUUGGUCGUCAAUGUUUUUAUUCAUCAUCUAGAAUAAAAAGUCUGUGCCUUUAUCGUUAUAGCUGCGCUAUUCUUUAAUACUGAGAACAAUUUUUAUCUUAUAGUUAUCGUCCUUGGUGGGAACAGGCUUUCACAACUACCUUUCAGAUCCGAAAGAUUUCUUGUACAUGUUCUUAAAGUUAAUAGCAAUCAAUUUGCUAACGUGAUACAUCUUAGUUUUUGUGCAAUUUAACAGACAUUGGAGUUGGGCAUCCAUUAAAUGAACUCAUUGCUGCAUCGGGAGAUUCUAGUAUAGACAGCUUUGUUUCCCUAUAAGACAACUUGCCAGACUGAGCUUUUGUUGUUUGGAAAGCGAUAGAGACCAGCUGCUUAUUCGGACUGGUUUUCUGUAAAAGUGCAAAAAAAAAAAAAAAAAAAAAAUGCUAAAGGGAGCUCUUCAAGUCACAAAAAGCAUGCUGGAUACAUUCUGAACCACUUAAUUUCAGCUUUUAGUCUUUUCCCUGAUCUGAUGUGGCAAUGUGAUCAACCAAUUAAUCAAUCUUGCUGGAAUGAGAUGUUCUUGCGUGAUUCACCGCUGCCCUAUUCCCAGAAAAACUGCCUAAAAGAAACACAAAAUGAACGCGCAAUUAAUCUAAUCAGUGACACGCAUCCUUUGGGCUUUUUGAAAAGUUGCUGUUGGUUGUACAAGAACAGGAAAGAACGUAGUAAAGUCAACCGCAGAGAGCCAUGAGACAGGAAGUCAACAGGACACGAGAGGAGUGAGAAAGGAAAUCUGGAGAGACAGAGAUGUCAAAGGUGUCACAUUGGCGCCUGGAUCAGUGCUGAUGUUGGGGGUUUGGACAAAUGAUCCCUGGAAGGAAGUCACCAGAUAGGAUUUCAGCUUCAACAACCAACAUGACACAGAAAGAACAUGUUUACAAACCUCAAAACGAGUGACUUUAAAAGAGAAAAUUGAACAUUUAGGACUUAAAAAGCUUAAUGCCAACUGGAUAUUUAAAUGAACAAAAAAAGAGAGCAAAAAAACAGCAUAUAUAUUGCCAAAUAUCAAAAUAGUCUGUUUUAUUCUCAAUGUAUUAAAGUUAUAAACAUGUCA